AGCUUCAUAAGUCACAAACAUCCAUCUUUUCUUUGUGUACACAGACUAGAAAAGGGAAAAAAGAAAAAAAUACUAUACUCCAAAAAACUAUGGCAAAAAGUAAAGUGUUGAUUGUGGGAGGAACAGGAUUCUUAGGAAAAAGAUUGGUGAAGGCAAGUUUAGAAAAUGGGCAUGAUACUUAUAUUUUGCAACGUCCAGAAAUAGCACUUGAUAUUGAUAAAAUUCAAAUGCUUAUUUCCUUUAAGAUGCAAGGAGCUCAUCUUGUUCCUGGUUCUUUCAAUGAUCAUCGGAGCCUCGUAGACGCUGUAAAACUCGUCGACGUCGUUAUCUGUGCUAUCUCCGGUGUAUAUGGUCGUAGCCAUCAAAUAUUGCUCCAACUCAAACUUGUUGAAGCCAUUAAAGAAGCUGGAAAUAUAAAGAGAUUCGUGCCUUCUGAGUUUGGAUCAGAUUCAGCAAGAAUGGGAGAUGCGUUGGAACCAGGAAGAAUAACAUUCGAUGAUAAAAUGGCUGUCAGAAAAGCCAUUGAAGAAGCUAAAAUUCCCUUCACAUAUGUUGUUGCUAAUUGCUUUGCUUGUUACUUCCUUGCUGGUCUUUGUCAACUUUUUCAAUUUCUUCCUGCUAGGGACUCUAUCGUCUUUCUUGGAGAUGCCAACCAAAAAGCAGUAUUUGUUGAUGAAGAUGAUAUAGCAACAUACACCAUAAAGACCAUAGAUGAUCCAACAACAUUGAAUAAAACACUUCACCUUAGACCUCCUAAGAACAUACUUUCUCAAAUAGAGAUUGUUCAAAUAUGGGAAAAGCUCAUUGGUAAAGAGCUCCAAAAAUCAACUCUUACCAAAGAAGACUUUCUUGCUUCCAUGAAAGAAUAUGGGUAUGAAGACCAAGUUGGACUCGGUCAUUACUACAAUGUUUGCUACGAGGGUUGCCUUGCAAACUUUGAAAUUGGAGAAGGAGGAGAGGAGGCAUCUAAACUCUACCCUGAGGUUAACUAUACCACAGCUGAGGACUACUUGAAGCGUUAUGUUUAACCAGAGUUCUCUGAUUUACAAUUUCUUCUAAUUAUAAUUGGCAUGUACUUAUCAGUUGUUAUAUUCGAUAACUGUUCUAGUAUUCAUGGAGAUCUGGUGCUGCAACAAUGAAUGCGAUAUACUUAUACCGGUUGCUUUCGAUAAGUGUGUCUAUACACACAUAUAUACAUGGAAAAUAAACUAUUUACAUGUACUGGAUAUUUACAUCAAAUUAAUAGAUGCAUGACAUGUGUUUGUAUCUA
Molecule: messenger RNA, 1270 nt
Organism: Lycium barbarum (goji berry)
Lineage: Eukaryota; Viridiplantae; Streptophyta; Magnoliopsida; Solanales; Solanaceae
Product: bifunctional pinoresinol-lariciresinol reductase-like
Exons: 4
Coding region: 90-1028 (312 amino acids)
Molecular function (GO): oxidoreductase activity
Source: RefSeq, a predicted model, not a curated record